Molecule: messenger RNA, 927 nt
Organism: Macroventuria anomochaeta
Lineage: Eukaryota; Fungi; Ascomycota; Dothideomycetes; Pleosporales; Didymellaceae
Exons: 2
Coding region: 224-763 (179 amino acids)
Source: RefSeq, a predicted model, not a curated record
CAUUUACACCACGGCGUUUCUUCGGUGUUCAUCUGUAUGCACGGCUAUCGAUCCUUCUCGUAUCACUAGCUUGUACAGCUCUGUCCUUCCUUUUGUCAUACUACCUUCUACUAUAUAUUUUUAUAUAACGUGACCGGCAAGCGAGCGACGCCGGUAAGCGAACGACGCACCCCACCACAAUGUUACGCGUCUUGACUUUUAACUGCAAUGGCACAACAAUCCGAUGACCUGUUUGGUUCCAUACAAGGACCAGGCCAAAGUUGCAGUUCAAACAAUCAAGCAAAACCCAAUACUUACCCAGCAAUAUGCUGCUGCAAUAAAUAAAGUCAGCAAAAGCACAGUUUGGGCGCAUCAAUGUGGUAGGACAGCACGACGUUUGGAAAAAUCAGAGUGUCUCGCUUGCUUGUACGCUAGACAACUAACCCAACAGCAUGGUCGCCAAAGAGUCCUGUGCAGCAACCAGAGGGUGGUUGAGCCCUGGUUUGACCUUGUACAGAAUGCAAAGGCAAAGUACGGUCGUCACGAAUCAAGCCUCGUCACCUCGUCUCACUCCAACCCCAAAUCCUGGCCGGUCAAACACACCCCACAUGUCACAUGCCACUGUCACAGCGGGGUCUUCCUUGUGACGUGGGAGCGUUUUGUGGCGCAGCUGAGGGAGCCGAUGGUGGAGCGGGCGCUAGGUUUCAGUGUUGUGAGACGGCGUCGUGACUCGAGGGCAGCCUCGUGUUCGGGAGUGUGCCGAGGUUGGGAGUUGUGGAUAUGAGGGCGGGAUUUGGGGCUGAAGCAAAGGCUGAAGAUGGGUGGGUGGAGCGGGAGUCGAAUACACAAGUGAAGAGCGUUGGGGGCGUGGAGAAAUCUCAUGAUUUCCAUUUUGGAUGUUCUAACUUGAAAAACGACACGAGACAACAGAAGAGUUGAACUAAGGAA